Messenger RNA from Dacryopinax primogenitus, 1587 nucleotides. RefSeq names its product amidase signature enzyme. The transcript is spliced from 4 exons. Bases 1 to 1587 code for a protein of 528 amino acids. Gene Ontology annotation, molecular function: catalytic activity. The record is from RefSeq and is a predicted model, not a curated record. Lineage: Eukaryota; Fungi; Basidiomycota; Dacrymycetes; Dacrymycetales; Dacrymycetaceae.
AUGUCGGUCGCCUCAGUUUCGUUACCCCCAAACACUCCCAUAACAGUGCAAGACGUCCAGCACUGCGCCUCCCAGCUCGGGAUCACCCUCACGCAAGCCGCCGAGUCCGAUUUGCACAUCCUCCUUGCAGCGCUACACGAAAGCGCGGAGGCACUCGACAAGCUCGAGGAUUACGUGCCUGAAGUUGACUUUGUUCGUUUCCCCAGGGUUGGGGGGCGGGAGCCGGCGGAGGGGGAGAAUGAUAAUGGGGCUUGGGCGUAUAAGGUGACGAUCCAAGCGAACCCUCCCAUCUCCGGGCCGUUAUCAGGUCGUACCAUCUGCAUCAAAGAUAACAUCACCGUCGCCUCCGUCCCCUGCAAGCUCGGCACCUCCGUAUUCAGCAACUGGAUCCCCAAGACCGACGCUACGGUCGUGAAGCGCGUCCUCGAAGCGGGGGGGACAGUAGUCGGCAAGGCGGUCUGCGAGAACUUCUCCAUGUCCGGGUCGUCUUUCACUGCGGCGUCAGGGCCGGUUCAGAACCCGUAUGCGAGAGGGUGGACAGCUGGGGGAAGCAGCUCGGGCUGCGGGUACCUCGUAGGGUCGGGGGAGGUGGACCUGGGUAUUGGGGGCGAUCAGGGGGGGAGUAUACGCCUGCCUGCGGCGUUCUGCGGGCUGGUGGGGAUGAAGCCGACGUUUGGGCUUGUGCCUUACACCGGGAUCAUCAGCCUUGAUGCGAGUAUCGACUACACUGGGCCGAUGAGCAGGGGUGUGUUGGAUAACGCGCUCAUGUUGCGUGUGAUGGCUGGUACGGACGGGCUUGAUGAUCGGCAGAUGGGAACACCUGCACCUGAUGGUGUACCAGACUACCCGGGGAUGGUGAGGGAUGCUCAGGAGAAUGGGAUCAAGGGGUUGAAGAUCGGUGUGCUGAAGGAGAGCUUCGCAUUGCCCUGCAUGGAGCAGCGUAUGGAGGCCAAAGUGCGCGAAGCAGCUGCUCGCUUCACCCAGCUAGGCGCGGUAGUGGAAGAGGUGUCUGUGCCGAUGCACUUGUUGUCGCCGGUGUUAUGGAGUGGCAUGAGGCAUGGGAUGGCGGAGCAGAGUGUGCUCGCGAAUCAGGUCGGGAGGAGAGGGGUGUACCUUACUGAUCUACCGGGGUUGAUCAGGCCUCUUACGCAGGAGAAAUGGGACAAGUUCUCGCCCAUCUCGCAGAAUCUGAUGCUGAACAACGUGUACCUGCAAGAACACUACCCGCACCUGUACGGCAAAGCCCAGAACCUGUACCGCCGUCUACGCGCAGAGUAUGACAAGGUGUUUGAUUCGUACGACGUGCUCAUCACCCCUACGACCCCCUUUGUCGCUAACACCAACCCGGAUCCCUCGGAUAGCAUCCUUACCAAAGUGGGAAAAUCGGCGGGGUUGACACUUAACACUUGCCCCUUUAACGGUACUGGGCAUCCGGCGCUUAAUCUGCCUAUUGGAUGGAUGACAGAAGGUGGGGAGGGGGUAAAGCUGCCUGUUGGAAUGCAGCUGGUGGGGCCGUGGUGGGGUGAAGGAAUGAUUUAUAGAGCUGCUGCUGCUUGGGAGAAGGAGUAUAAUUGGAAGGAGCUGUGA